Betta splendens (Siamese fighting fish) is the source of this 1285-nucleotide messenger RNA. Its product is annotated as guanine nucleotide-binding protein G(I)/G(S)/G(O) subunit gamma-7-like. NCBI's taxonomy places the organism in Eukaryota, Metazoa, Chordata, Actinopteri, Anabantiformes, Osphronemidae. Bases 404 to 625 code for a protein of 73 amino acids. The record is from RefSeq and is a predicted model, not a curated record. The transcript has 2 exons. Gene Ontology annotation, cellular component: heterotrimeric G-protein complex. Gene Ontology annotation, molecular function: G-protein beta-subunit binding. Gene Ontology annotation, biological process: G protein-coupled receptor signaling pathway.
CAAUAUCCCCUCAAACAUGAAUAUUUUAUUUCUGUACUCAAAUAAAUCAUUGCAGUCGUGAGUAUUUUCUAUUUGUUUGGUCAAAACAUAAACAUUGAUAAUUCUCUUAAAGGUGGACAUCAGACCUUAUGGAGCCAAUCAUCUUUUCAUCAUCACCUGACUGUGAAGUGCUUUGUGUUGCCAGUGACAUUUCCAACUCGGUGUGGUGUGACCUUUAAUAUCACAGAGCCUUUGAACUGCUUCAGCAGAGAAUUAAAAACAUGUUACAGGUCAAAAAGGAAAGUUAGGAGCGUGCCUGCCCAGACUCUCCCCAACAACUGAAGCUGGCGUUUUGGUUCGGCUAAAUUACUGCUGAACUCAUGGUUAUUGGGAAUUUUAUUGGGAGCUUUCCUGUCUGAAAACAAUGUCUGGAAAAGUGUGCAGUAGCAGCAACAGUGUUAUUCAAGCACAAAAACUGGUGGAUCAGCUGCGACUGGAGGCAAGCAUGGAGAGAAUCAAGAUCUCCUUGACAGCAGCAGACUUGGUCCAGUACUGUCAGGACCACAGGCGCAGUGACCCUCUGCUUACUGGCAUUUCUGCUUCAUCAAAUCCUUUUAAAGACAAAAAGACCUGUGUGGUGCUUUAACUCUCCUGAGAACAGAUGACUAAAAAAUAGUAUUAGUAACUUCUCUGUGACUGUGCAACUGUUACUAUUACCAAAUGUGGACAGGAUAAAUCUUGUAGGGAAAUUCAUUUUCGGUCAAGUUGUCAUGACUUGUCUUAGAUGAAAUAGGAAUUUAAGAAUUUAGCUGCUUUACAGAAACUACUCAAUUAGAGCAUUGAACCAAUCCAGUUGAUAAAUCAGACACUAGACCUUCAGGUUAUUUAAUGCCAACUUAAUGGAAGUACUUUCACCAGUGUUUUAACAAGUCAGUAAAAUUUAACCAACAAAAUAAGUGUUCAAUGUUUAAACUUACACAAAGACAAACACACACUAGAACUACUGUGUUUGAAUAAAUAGCAUAAAUACGAUGUGUGUCACAGAGGGCUUAGACAUAGUAAAUGACACAGCUAAUGCAUUUUAUACAUCAGUUCAUGUGAUGGAAUGGCUUCACUCAACCUGUAAGCAUGUCAGUAGCACAGCAGUACUGUAGUAGUUUGUCUUCUUUUAGUUACGGUGGUCUGUAAACAGUCCUCUUUUGACUCGAUGUUAAACAUACAAAGAGACAAAUGUGCUGUGAAAUCUUUGGGUAUUGGCACAAAAUACAUUGGAUAAAUAUUAACAAUAAAUUUGUGUCCUCUACGA